Rubroshorea leprosula is the source of this 2217-nucleotide messenger RNA. Lineage: Eukaryota; Viridiplantae; Streptophyta; Magnoliopsida; Malvales; Dipterocarpaceae. The record is from the annotation of a GenBank genome assembly.
CUAUUAUUAUUAUUAUUUUCUUAAAUAAUCAGAACUUUAUUUGAACACCGUUACCUAAUGGAUUCUAGUAAAACAACAUUUUAAUACAUCUUUUCCGGAUCCCCUUAAGUCUAGUAUUGUGAAUAUGUUGGUCAGGUGCCGGUAUAAUGUUUCUCAUUCUUCUAAACAGAUUCUCAGUUAGUAUCAUUUGUGAGUUUUUCUGACCUCAGAGAAGAAUAAUAUCUCCCAUGUUUCAAUUUCUUUUGAUUGUUUGUAGAUGCUGGACUUUAAAACAUAGUAUUUUCUACGUUGUCUGUGCAUAUUGGGCUUAAAAUGUAUCAAAUGUGAAAUGUCUUGGUGCUCAACCAAUUUUAAUAGAUUAGUUUUUUUCUGUUGAAAGACUGGGAAAAAGGAAACAUGAAAUCAAAUAGGAUAGAAGUACAAGAAAGUAGUUUUUUGUAAGUAAUGUAAGAGAACAAAAUGAGCUUUUCAUAUGUUUGAAAUCUGUGACAAUAAAUCUGAUGAAGGCCUGAUUUGGUCAGGGUAAGUUGCCUACUAAUUAUGCCUACCACCAUUAGAAUUCUUUCCUAAUGGUCCUCAUAGCAUGUUAUAUUUAGCUAAAUUGAAGUGGCAUUUAGCUUUUAGGAAGAAGCAAGCAGUGGUAUUUGGUGGUUAUUGUUUUCUCAGGAAGACAGAAACUAGAGCCACAAACUUGAUCGGUAUGAUGACAGGAGAUCGAAAGAAAGAAGCAGAGAUCAUGAGGGAGAAUCAAGUCGGGACCAAGACCGAGGGAAUGGUCGUGACUGAGGGAGGGAUUAUGAUCGUAGGAGCAGAGAUUGUGAUAGGUAUAGUGAUUGAGAUCGUGAUAGGGAGUAUGAGCGCUCUUGGACUUAUGAUUCUACAAGUCACCACAGGUCCCAUUCAAGGUCUAGGAAAUGCUUUAGGGAUCAUGAUCGCCACAGGUGCUUGUUUAACAAUAUCCCAUGCUUGUUUAAUAAUAUAUUAUUAGUUUUGUUUUGUGAUCAUUUUUUAACUUGUUAAAUGAAUAACAUAAUCUAAUAUUUGUAUUCUAUUAUUGUAAAAUGUGCCAACCUGAGUCUUUUACCAUUCUUUUCAAAUUUAAUGAUGAACUCUAGCUAGUUUUUUAGUCCAGGAAGCUAAAUAUAAGAUAAAAACCAAGGACAGUUGCAUCAAAUAUAUUUGAGGAUGUGAGCUACAAUCCUCUAUGAUUCUUGCAACAAAGAAACUCUUAUCACCUGAAGCUACAUCCUUCUUUUCUUUCGUUCUUUCUUUUUUCUUUUCUCUUAUCCUCAUGAGGAUAAGAAUCUUGCUCAGCAUUUUUGAGUGCCAUCAUCUGUUUCUAGUAUAUUUCCCUUGAUUUUAAUGCUGUUUUUCUUCACAUAAAAAACCCUGUUUUUUUUUUUUUUAAUCUCAUCUAAAUUCUAAAAUAUCUUGACUACUUUUUGAUUAUGGUGAGCUGAUGAAGGGAUGGCAUUCCUUUAGUACCUCAUUAUAUUGUGACUUGUUAGUUGUUGCUUGGAUUUGAAUCUUGAUCUUAACCUCAAAACCAAGUGAUAGACAUUUGCCUUCUUAUUUUUCUUACUUUUUGUUUUUUGCGUGAAGCUUUUAAUGUUUUCUGUGCUGAUAAGGAUUAUUCUGGAACUUAUUGUUUUUAAUCAGGCAUGACCGAUACUAGAUGUAUGAAUGCUGCCAAGAAGAAAAUGAAUACGAAACUGUUCUUGCUUAGUUAAGCCGACUUAUAUAGGGAGUAGCAUUCCUCAGUAAAGCUAUUUGAUAGUUUGUCAUGUGGUUGUAUCAACAUGUUUAAGAGGGUAUUUGUUGUUUUUUGGUACCUGGAGACUAGGGAUUGAACCUUAAAUAUGUGGUUAAGAGCACAAUUCUAUCACUAGACCAUAUGGCUGAUGGUUAAUAAGCUUGAUAUUAAGUUGGCGAGAAAAGUGAGGAUGCUGGAAACAUGAUUCACACAAUUAUAUCUAGAUUCAGUCUCAUCUAAUGGGAGUGGAAGCUCAUCCAUUGAUACCAAAUAUCACUUCAAGAAUCAUCUCUAAGGAAAGGAGUGUGCUUUAAGUAUGCAAAUGCAAAUCUCCAAUAAGCAAGGUGGCUCAAUCUGUCUCAUCUUGUGUCUCCUAUUAUCUCACACAAAGUAAAAAAAAUGUGAACCUCCCAAUGAUUUAUGUAUCACAAGAGAAAAAGGAAAUACCUGAGUCACCAAGAUCU